AGGAGAUGGAAAGCUUUCGCGCUUUCAGGCUCGGAGCCAGUCGGGCGCACUUGAGAGAUGAUGAACAAUGUUUGCUGGAUCUGUAGAUGGGAAAACUCCUCCCCGCAGAGAGGAUCUCCGGGCUGGCGGAAAAUGCUGCAAAGAUGGCGGUGGUAGCAGCGGCAGGAGUUACGAGCGGCUCCGGGGCGCAGAAAAGUGGAUUCGCGGAGGUUCUGGUGCGCGAGCGCUGGCACAAAGUUUUGGUCAACUUGAGCGUGGACGCGCUCACGCUGAGCUGCGAGGACGACGGCGCACAGGACAACUUCAACGGCGUCACCAAUGGAUCUUACCUUGAUAACAGCAACGCCAACUCCAAUAAUGGCCCCCAGGCGGUGCGCACCGCGUUCACGGACCUCCCGGAGCGAGUGCCGGAGGCGAUCGCCAACAGAAAGCGGUGCGUCAAGGUGACCAAGCAGGAAGUCGGGGGACUCGGGGUCAGCAUUAAAGGAGGAAAGGAGAACAAAAUGCCAAUUCUCAUCAGUAAGAUCUUCAAGGGGCUGGCAGCUGACCAGACUCAGGCUCUGUAUGUCGGGGACGCCAUCCUCACCGUGAACGGCAUGAACCUGCGGGACGCGACCCACGACGAGGCUGUGCAGGCGCUCAAACGAGCGGGGAAGGAGGUGACUCUGGAAGUCAAAUACAUGCGUGAGGCCACGCCGUAUGUCAGAAAGGGUUCUCCUGUGUCAGAGAUCAGCUGGGAGACUCUGCCCCCCGAAUCCCCUCGUCCCAGCAGCCCUCCCAUCAGCCCCUCCUCUGACCCCCCCAGCCCUUGUACCCCUCCUGCGCUGCCCCUGAACGGAGACAGGAGGUGCAUACUGCUCAAGAUGUGUUAUGUAACACGAGGAAUGACCACACCAGAUCCUGAGAACAGACAGUUGGAGCUUCACUCCCCUGAUGCCCGGCACACCGUGGUGCUGCGGUGGCCGGACCAACCAUCUGCCCUGUCUUGGUUCGCUGCCAUCCACUCCAUCACCUCAACGCUGACGCAGAGGGCUCUAGCAGAGGUCGUCCAAAACACAUCCAGGACGGGGAUCGCUGGCAGCAAAGAGAUACGGCACCUGGGCUGGCUGGCAGGGAAGACAGAGAGUGAGAAGCAGUGCUGGAAGCCUGUUCUGGUGGUGAUGACGGAGAAGGACCUGUUGCUAUACGACAGUUGGCCACGAGGCAAAGAGGCCUGGCAGAACGCGGCACACAUUUUCCCACUUUUAGCAACACGGCUGGUCCACUCAGGUCCUGAUCGAGGAUCGCCUCGCUCCGGAACAGAGCUGUGCUUUGCCACUCGGACUGGCACCAGACUGGGCAUUGAGACUCGCAUAUUCCGAGCUGAAACCACCAAGGAUCUGUCCAUGUGGACCAGACAGAUCGUCAACGCAUGUCAUGCUUCAGCCGAGAUGAUUAAAGAAGUCACAACAAGUUGCCUGUAUCAAGGUCAAGAGUGCCGUCUCGUGAUUCACUACGAGAAGGGCUUCUCAGUGCUUGCCGACCCCAAAGCAGCAGAUGGGGAGGACGGGGAGAGGAGAGCCUUUAACACCUCUGUCAACCCUCAAGUUCUUCUUUCUUAUCCCUUUGAAAAGCUUAAGAUGUCCUCGGAUGAUGGAAUUCGGAUACUGUUUCUGGACUUUGGAGGAAAGGAGGGGGAGAUUCAGCUGGACCUGCACUCGUGUCCAAAGCCGAUCGUCUUCAUCCUUCACUCCUUCCUCUCUGCCAAGAUCUCUCGUCUGGGUUUAGUGGCCUGAAUGCCUCACUAAAGACUUUUCACCCCAUUCGUCACCUCCAGAGAGCCGCCUCUUCAUCCUUCUGAAGCCUGCAUGUAGUACACAACUUCAGACUCCCUCAACUGGAAACCCGAUUUUAUUGAAUGUAGCCUCUAAUUGGGAUUUCAGCUUCACUGGGUGGAGGACUGAAAAAGCUCGCGCUGGGACUGGACAGACUUUUGAGGGUGUUUUUUUCUGCCUAAAUGACUCCUUUAAAGGUUGCUGGGUAUUAAACAUCCAGCGAAGAAGCACAGUGUGGACCGGUCUGGAUGCAGAGUAAUGAUGUAUCAGCCGUGCAGACUGACGGGAGCGGAUUGGGCAUUGCUGUCACGCCCAGGGUGGGCUGUUCUGGCCACAUGUAGCAGGUUUUCAGAUGGAUUCACAUUUAAUUCAAUCAAAAUGUAAUUGCUGCCUGCCCACCAUUUACCAAAUUGUCUAAUUUAUUUGCCAUUAGCUCCGAGAGGACAUUGUUAAUUUCACUUGUCAUUUUUCUUCCUCUAGCAGUUGACACACUGUGGAAAAAACUGUGCGUUUGUCUUUAUUAGAGCCCCCGAGAGCCCUUGUUAGCAGUGUCAGCAUUUAUCAUUCAAACAUAGAGAGGGGCACAUUUUCUUUUAGCAUUUCUCUCUUUUGAUAGGUUGCACAUUAUGACUCAAGUAUUUCAACUUUGAGUUGACAAUGAUCGAACAGUUGUGAGGUUUGACACAUAUUCUUAUGAAUGUAAUAUACCCACGUAAAUGUGUUCAGAAUAAUGGAAAAUCAUCAAUUAUGCUUAUAAAAAGUGAUUCUACUAAGAAAAGUAACCAUCUUAGCAAGCACCUUUAUUCUUCAGAACACUGUUCUGCAGAGGGAGCACUUGUUUUAUUGUCAUGGCAUGACUCCUCUGUAAUGGUAGCUCACAAUUAAUAUUCAGCCCCAAACUAAAUUAAUUCUGUACAUCAGUUAAUUAAUACUGAAGGGUUAAAGACCCAGAAACUCUGAACAAACUAUGCAGGCGUGUAGGGUAGCAACUUGUCGAUCAGUUUUGAAACUUUUUUUUGUUGUUGUUUUACUGUAAAUGUACCUACAGCACACAAACCCUUUUAUUUGUACUGAUCAAAGACCCACUCCGAUCAUAAUCAAGUUUUCCCAGUGGUCUUUUAAUGAGGAUUAUGUCUUCUUUUUUAGCUAAAAUGAAAAACCCUGUGUCGUUUUCUAGGACAUAGUUUCUGCAGAGCUGCAGUAGCCUGAGUUGUGGGUUCUUGGCACGGAGCAACCACACCCCCACUUCCUGUCGCCCAUAACUGAGAGCUCUCUGUUUACACUUUCUCCCCCACACUCAUUGACUAUAACUAGAGAUGAAAUGAUCUCAUAGGAAAUGCUUUGCUUCCGGAUCCACUGAAAUGAGGCCAAUUCAGUCACCAUUUUUACAGCCGCUGCCAUCUUGGAACCAGUCGAGGUUUCUAUGGCAACUACUGUCACCAAUCAUGAGUGAGCUUGCUCAGUCCACACCUCUACCUCUGGAAGCAGCUCGGGAGAAUUUGUCAAACGUUUGAAGUGGUUGCCAGCGGGCACCACAUGCUUUUACUGAGGCAUCUGAUUGGUCAGUUUAUAACUUUAGUUUAUAAACGUUUAUAAAAAAGUAUUAGCAAGAAGAUGUUACAAAACCAGGAGCAGAGCAAGAAGGAUUCUGACAAAUAGAAUAACUGAAUAACAACUGUUUAUUUCUCAAUAGAAGUCUGUGGGAUUUUGGCUUAUUGGAGCCAGCAGGUACUUCCUGUUUGGAGCACGAGUUCCAGUUCUCAUUUACAGUCAAUGCUGACACCCCCAACAUAACAAUAUCUGUGCAACAAAAAUUGCAAAAUUGAAAGUAUCCAGACGUACAAUUUGGAGUCAGGUGCCAGCUCGGGCGAGGAAAACAAAGACGUUCAUGGAUCUUGUCAUCUAUAUGUUGAUGUAUCAGAAUGGAGCGGAGCAGGAAUCUUAUGGCCCGCCUGGCGUGUUUACUACAUCACAAAUAUAUUCUAUAAACAGAUUUUUGUUGUCUGCUCCAAAUUUUCUUCAUACAUGUCGUCCAUCAUAAAUAAAAUACCACAGGAACAUGUAAAAAACACAAUUAUCAUCAGAGUGGGUCUUUAACAAACAGUUAAAGUUUUAAAGUAAAGUUUUAAACCACUUUCAUUUAUUUUCUAUACAAUCACCUUUAAACUGAGUUACCUUUAAAUAAUGAUUUAAAAAAUGUCUACAUAAUUGUUUAAUAGAAAAAAAUAUAUAUUAUAAAUUUGAAUAAAGAAGUGCAAUCUAAAAAUAUGUAUUGUUUUAAUCUGGCAUGAACACACUUUAAAAAUACUGCCUUCUGGAGAUGUCACUUAUAGACAGAAAUGAUUCAAAGCUUGUUAGUUUAUAAACUUGAGGUAAAUGUGGCUGUUUGUACUUCUUUAAAUUGGAGAAUUUACUGUCCUUUUUUAAAACUCACUGAAAAGGAGGGAGCAUUGACCUCAAAAAAUGCUAAUAAAUUCAUGUGGAGGGGCUGAUAAAUCAACAUUUGUCAUGGUUUGCCCCAUCAAGAAAAAAAAUAAUUUAUUUUCAAUAACGAGAAUCAAUUUUAACAAAUUUGUUUGUUUUUUAAAGUGUGGCAGAAAAUCAAUGAAAAAAUCGUUCUGACUGACCUGACAUGACCCCUGGACAUUUCUUGUGCCUUUCGAUAACUGAAAUGAAAACAAAAAUGCUAUAAUUUUAUAUUAAAUAAAGGAAGCAGAUAGGACAGAAGGGGUGCUGCUGGAUUAUCUCACAUGUUACAUGUUUUUUUUAACCCCAUUCCACACACUGUGCUUUUUGAUUUUAUCUAUUGUGAUCAUACUAAGCUGUAGAGCAGAUGUACGAUGAUAGUGGAGACACUGUAACACAAAUCCAUCACUGACUGGUUACGUCACGGAGAGAAGAGCUUGUUUAAGAUGCACCUUUGAUUCGUCGAAUACUCUGAUGCCUUUGGCAGCUACUCUACUGUAACUCAGAACAAUAAAACAUAGUUUUUAAUUCAAGCCGUGCACAUAAAACAUAUAUUUAACAGCAAUCCAGUGAGUUGUUUUUUUAUUGUUUUGUGUUAUUUGUUUUUCAGCAGAAAUAUGUCUUGUAAAUUGAAAUAAUCACUUAUUUCUUUAGAUUAUGGAUGAAGAAAUAAAAAAAGAGAAAAAUGU
Molecule: messenger RNA, 4969 nt
Organism: Oryzias melastigma (Indian medaka)
Lineage: Eukaryota; Metazoa; Chordata; Actinopteri; Beloniformes; Adrianichthyidae
Gene: sntb1
Product: syntrophin, basic 1
Exons: 9
Coding region: 87-1775 (562 amino acids)
Cellular component (GO): synapse; dystrophin-associated glycoprotein complex; intracellular anatomical structure
Molecular function (GO): protein binding; structural molecule activity
Source: RefSeq, a predicted model, not a curated record